Molecule: messenger RNA, 2685 nt
Organism: Alternaria rosae
Lineage: Eukaryota; Fungi; Ascomycota; Dothideomycetes; Pleosporales; Pleosporaceae
Product: thimet oligopeptidase-like protein
Exons: 4
Biological process (GO): peptide metabolic process; proteolysis
Cellular component (GO): mitochondrial intermembrane space
Molecular function (GO): metalloendopeptidase activity
Source: RefSeq, a predicted model, not a curated record
ACCGUGGCUUCCUCACGCCUUACCAAGCUAUUCCUCGCCGCUGUCGCUCUCUUCAUCGCAACAUCCGCCAUCCUGGCUUCAAUCCGACUCGGCGGCCGUGUACCAUCUAUAUUGCAAUACGUGAAGCCCUCGCCUCUACGGCACCCUCUCUACACACAACCGUUUAGGCCGCUCACCAACUCCACCAUGGCUCCCUCGCAAUACAAGACACCGCCCCAGCUGCCGCCCAAGUUCACGGCUACCAAGGAAAGCUUGGUGAAUGACGCGAAGCGACUGAUCGACAGGUCACGAGGUGUCCAAGAUACCAUUGUCCGCGACGUGAAGCCGGAGAGCGCCAACUUCGCAAACGUACUCCUUCCAAUCGCCCAUGAUGACAACAAGAUGGCCAUCGAAUCGCACAUCCUCGGCUUCUACAAUGCCGUGUCCACAAGCAAGGAGCUGCGCGAUGCGUCCAGCGAGGUGGAGCAGAUGCUCGACGACUUCGGCAUUGAGUCGUCCAUGCGUGAGGAUGUCUUCAACCUCAUCGAUGCGGUGCUGAAGAAGGGCGAGGACCUCGACCCGGAGUCCCGGCGGCUGCUCGAGAAGGACCACAAGUCGUUCAUUCGGAAUGGCCUGAACCUUCCUGCGGGCCCCAAGAGGGAUCGUUUCAAGGAGAUCAAGCAGCGUCUGAGUCAAAUCAGCAUCGCGUUCCAGAAGAACCUCAACGAAGAGAACGGAGGGUUGUGGUUUACACCGGAGGAGCUGCACGGCGUGCCAGAAGAUGUCCUCUCAACACUCAAGAAGGGCGAGGGUAAAUCCGAUGGCAAACUGUUCCUGACCUUCAAGUACCCCGAUCUCUUCCCGACGCUUAAGUACGCGACGAACCCGGAGACGCGCAUGAAAGUCUUCGUUGAGAACGAGAACAAGUGCAACGACAACGUACCUCUGUUCAGGGAGGCCAUUCUCCUUCGUGAUGAAGCCGCCCGCCUUCUCGGCUACGACAACCACGCGCAGUUCCGGAUAGAAGAUAAGAUGGCAAAGACUACGAAGACAGUCGAUGAUUUCCUCGGUGACCUCCGCACCAGGCUUGCACCAGGUGGCAAGAAAGAGAUCGAGAAGUUGAUGGCAUUGAAGGAGCAAGAUGUGAAGGAAAAUGGACUUACCGGACCGCUGACCAAAGACUACUACCUCUGGGAUAACCGGUACUACGACCGUCUGUUACUGGAGAAAGAUUAUCAGUUGGACCACCAAGUCAUUGCUGAAUACUUCCCUCUGCAGACGACUAUCCAAGGCAUGUUGAAGAUCUUUGAGGAGCUUUUCGGUCUGGUUUUCGUUGAGAUUGUUGGCGAGGAAGACAGGGCUGCCCUUGCCGACGGCGGUAAGGGUUCCGAUAUUGUCUGGCAUGAGGAAGUGCAGAUCUUCAGCGUCUGGGACGACAAGGGCGAGGGCGAAGGCUUCGUCGGUUAUCUCUACCUCGAUCUCUUCCCCCGGGACGGCAAGUACGGACACGCCGCCAACUUUAACCUCCAGCCUGGCUACAUAGACGAGAACGGCAAGCGACGAUACCCCGCAACGGCUCUAGUCUGCAACUUCUCCAAGCCAACAAAGAAGAAGCCCUCGCUAUUGAAGCACGAUGAAGUCGUCACCCUCUUCCACGAGCUUGGACACGGCAUUCACGACUUGGUAUCGCGGACAACCUACUCUCGCUUCCACGGCACUAACACCGUUCGUGACUUUGUUGAGGCGCCAUCUCAGAUGUUGGAGAACUGGUGCUGGACACCGUCGCAACUACGUUCUCUAUCACACCACUACUCUCACAUCUCGGCCGACUACGAGAAGGCAUAUCUAGAAUCUUCGGGCGCCGACAAGAAGCCAGCGGAACAGAUCCCCCAGUCACUCGUUGCCAAGUUAAUCUCAACCAAGCAUGUCAAUGACGCCCUAUUCAACUUGAGACAGUUGCAUUUCGGCACCUUUGACAUGGCCGUUCACGAGCCUGCCAGCCAUGAAGAGCUUGAGAAGAUGGACAUUACUGAGAAGUACAACUCUUUGAGGCACGAGAUCAGUCAGCUGAAGGGACCUGAGUCGUUGGAAGGUGACAAGAAGGGUGACUGGCACUGGGGUAACGGACAGGCUACGUUUGGCCACUUGAUCGGUGGUUAUGACGCUGGCUACUACGGCUACCUCUCUUCUCAAGUCUACUCCACAGACAUGUUUUACACUGUCUUCAAGAAAGAUCCCAUGAACCCCACCGAAGGCCGUCGCUACCGGCAUACGGUUCUCGAGCGUGGCGGUUCCAAGGAGGAGAUGGACAUUCUUGAAGAAUUUCUCGGUCGCAAGCCCCAAACCGAAGCUUUUUACAAGGAGUUGGGCAUCUCGCAGUAGAAGUGCGGGAAUGUGUGCGUUUCGCAAGAUGUCUGGACCACACAUGGAAUAUGGCAAAAGAGUGGCAUCUUUCGCGCAGGAGACCACGUUGGGCGUCAAGGCUGGUCAAACGAGGAUGUAGACAUCUAUGCAUGAGGAGCCGUUUAGAAAGAUGCCACCCCUUUUUCUGGAUGGAAUGCAACGUGGGCGGAAUGGUUCAGGUAUCACGUAUUUGCUGCUGGUGGGUGGGUGGAUACGGGUCGUCCUGACUUUGGGCCCAGAUGAGGGUUUGUCAAAGACGACAUCGCAUCAUAAGCCAACGCAUUGUUAGCAGAGGUAAAGUAG